Rhinichthys klamathensis goyatoka is the source of this 1101-nucleotide messenger RNA. It is a transcript of the gene scamp2l, whose product is annotated as secretory carrier membrane protein 2, like. The record is from RefSeq and is a predicted model, not a curated record. Bases 58 to 1020 code for a protein of 320 amino acids. The transcript is spliced from 9 exons. Gene Ontology annotation, cellular component: recycling endosome membrane; trans-Golgi network membrane. Lineage: Eukaryota; Metazoa; Chordata; Actinopteri; Cypriniformes; Leuciscidae. Gene Ontology annotation, biological process: protein transport.
GAGUUGCGCUGGCAGGUACACGGAGCACGAGAACACCUGUGCUUGCCGCACGACAAGAUGUCUGGAUUCGAUAACAACCCCUUUGCCGAACCAGUUGAUAUCAAUCCUUUCCAGGAUCCAUCAGUCACUCAGGUGACCAGCACUGCAGUCGAUGGCGUAGGAGAGUUUAACCCGUUUACAGCCACUGCUCUGGGUGGAAGCACCAUCCCUGUUUCAGUCGCUUCUCAACCAGCGGUCCUCCAGACGACUGUGGAGCCCAGUCCACAAGCCGGUGCCGCAGCGGGACAGGCGGAUCUCAUCCGUCAGCAAGAGGAGCUGGAGAAGAAAGCAGCGGAGCUGGAGCGUAAAGAACAGGAGCUUCGGGAUCGAGACACUGCGCGAGGUAAAGAGAACAACUGGCCACCUUUGCCCAGGUUUCUCCCCAUAAAACCUUGCUUUUAUCAGGAUUUUAAUGAAGAAAUUCCUGUGGAAUAUCAACGGGUUUGCAAGAUGAUGUACUACCUCUGGAUGUAUCACAGUGUGACGCUGCUCCUGAACAUGCUGGCCUGUCUGGCGUAUUUCUCUGUAAACACGACACAAGGAGUUGACUUCGGACUCGCAAUCCUCUGGUUUCUUUUGUUCACUCCCGUCGCGUUCCUCUGCUGGUACCGACCCGUUUACAAGGCCUUUAAAUCUGACAGCUCCUUCAGUUUCUUCUUUUUCUUCUUCAUUUUCUCAUUCCAAGUGAUCGUGUACAUCAUUCAGAGCGUGGGCAUCCCUGGCUGGGGAAACAGCGGCUGGAUCGCGGCGAUCAGUGUGAUCAACACCAGUAAAGCUGUGUCAGUCUUCAUGAUGCUGGUCGCUGCGUUCUUCUCUGUCAACGCCGUGCUGUCCAUCGUCUUACUCAAAAUGGUGCACUCCAUGUACAGGCACACGGGCGCGAGCUUCCAGAAGGCCCAGGACGAGUUCUCUCAAGGUGUCGUCACUAACCGAAGCUUCCAGUCCGCCGCCGCUACCGCCGCCGCUUCGGCCUUUCAGUAACAUCCACCGAGAACAUGCAGAUCUGCACCAAACCUCCAACGGAAGGACAAGCUGUGUUCGAGGCUCCUCAAAGCUGCAACA